This is a messenger RNA of Medicago truncatula (barrel medic), 2030 nucleotides long. RefSeq names its product protein GAMETE EXPRESSED 1. The transcript has 7 exons. Bases 141 to 1931 code for a protein of 596 amino acids. Lineage: Eukaryota; Viridiplantae; Streptophyta; Magnoliopsida; Fabales; Fabaceae. The record is from RefSeq and is a predicted model, not a curated record.
GCAACACAGCACGAAACGAAGUAUCUUUUACAAAAACACAAACAGUCACAAAAAAACGUCAAACUCUAAUUCAACCAUUCCAUUCUAUAGGUUUAAUCUUCACCUGUAGAACUUCAAACUCAAAGUGUGAUAAUUCUCAAAUGGGUCUUAGAGUUCAUCUUCUUGUUCUUAUUUUGGUCUCUUUCUCAUUAAGAUGUGAAUCAUGGGGUUGGUUUUCAUCAAAUAAGAAGACUCACUCUAAUGAUAGGUCUUAUGGCAACCAAGGAAGUUUUAGAGGUUCGAGUGCCGAGUUCUCGAUUGAGGCUUUCAAUGAUCCGAAGGGAAUGAAGCUAAUAGAGAAUGCUAAGAACAAAAUGGUUGGAUCAAAUACUUGUUGGCAAAAUGCUUAUCAACAUCUUUUUGCUGGAUGUUCUGAAAUUUUGGCUGCUGAUGAGAAAAGGUCGAGAUUGGCUUGGCAUCUAAGUGAUUGCUUUCAAAGGGAUUCUGGAAGGGUUUCCUUUCCUCGCUGUGACGCAGAAACAUCAAUUGCAACAUGCCUAAGAAACUUAGACGAUCUUGCUCAUAAGGUUUACCUUGAAUUCUACCUCGAAACAAACUCCAUUUGUUAUCAAUUACAGACACAUGCAUUCAAGCAUGAAACUGAGAGACUUGUGACUGAAUUGAAAAGUUCGGCUCAGUAUGUCGAGGAGAAGCUAGAUAACAUUGAAGAAAAAUCAGAUAAUUUGUUACAAGGCUCAAAACAGAUUUUUGAUUCUCUUGAAUCGGUUAAUAGUCACACACAACUAGUUGCUCAAACUGUUAAGAAUGUUGAAACUCAUAUUGAUGUGGUAUUAAGGCACUCUGAAAGUGUUUACGAACAAACGACAAAAAUUGCAGCAUCGCAGUCACAACUUGAAGAAGGUCAAGAAGACAUGAAGAUGAAGUUAGAGGAUGGUGUAGCAUUGCUCAAAGAAUCUUAUAGUUAUUUGGGAAAAGAAAUAGAAAAGUUAAGAGAGGAAGCCAUUGAGAUUGAGAAUGAAGUUAUCAAAGUUGGAGAUACUAUGUCAUCAAAGAUGAACACUCUACAAACCAAAGCGGAAGAUAUUGGAAAUAUUGCAAGGGUUUCCUUAGAAAAACAACAUGAACUUUUAGAUGGGCAAUCCACAGCACUCAAGGGACUAAAUUCAUUGAACGAGGUUCAAUUCAAAGCAUUAGAGGAAAGCAGGAAAAGCCUACAAUAUUUUUCUGAAUAUGGACAUAAGCAACAAGAAGAGCUUUUAAGACGUCAAGAGCAGAUGCAAGGACUUCACGAUCGGUUAAUGGAAAAUUCAAAAACAAUAUUAUCUGCUCAGGAAACUUUUGAGGCAAAACAGGCUACCAUGUUUGUUGCUUUGGAUAAAAUCUUUGCUUUGCAAAAUGCCAUGUUGAUUGAAUCAAGAGUGAUUAAAGCUUUCUUCAUUUAUGCGAUAUCAAUCUUUGUCAUCUUCAUGUUGACUAGCACGAAGCAAACCUACAAUGUUCAACCCUUACUUUAUAUUGAGCUUUGUGUUGCUCUCUUUGUGGAAGUCUUAAUUAUUCGUUUAACGAAUGACGACAUAGAGCAACAGACAUGCAUAAUAAACAAGGUCCGAUUAUUUUUUAAGGUAGCUGCUUCAGCUCAUCUUCUGUAUGCAAUUUUCACAUACAGGGACUAUGAAAGAUUGAACCAUCAAAUGCUCCUAACACUGGUUAAUAAGAUAAACAGCAUGCAAAAAUUGAAGGAGUCAACUUGGGAAUUCGAUACUACUGACUAUGUGGAUUGGUCUCAAUGGGUAGAUACCGAUUUACCUGAUGAUGUAAAUUGCCUUGAUGAUCCGGACUUCGUAAUUCCAGAAGAAGUUGCAGAGAAUUCUAUCACAACCUCCACAACAAAAAGUUAUAACUUACGAGCAGCAAUCGUUUACAUUGAUUAGAUACUUGUAAUAACCUAUGUACAACAAUUUAUUUCAUUAAUAUAUUUUCAUGAUUAUGGAUUAUGUAUACUAAUAAAUAUGUAAUUAUUAAUCUGGUCA